GCUGGCGGCGCGCGGAAGUGACGGAGCGGGGCCGAGGGCGGGCGCGACAGGGCGCGACAGGGCGCGACAGGGCGCGACAGGCCGCGGGCACCCGCAGCGCCCGCAGCCGAUGUAGAACCCUCGCGGGCGCUCUGUGCUCCAGAUGGACCAGUCGUCUCCAACCUACAUGCUUGCCAACUUAACCCACUUGCAUUCUGAGCAGCUUCUGCAAGGCUUGAACCUCCUUCGCCAGCACCGCGAGCUGUGUGACAUUAUCCUUCGAGUCGGCGAUGUCAAGAUUCACGCCCACAAAGUGGUGCUCGCCAGCAUCAGCCCCUAUUUCAAAGCCAUGUUCACGGGGAACCUUUCCGAGAAGGAGAAUUCGGAGGUAGAGUUCCAGUGCAUCGACGAGGCAGCCCUGCAGGCCAUCGUGGAGUACGCCUACACGGGAACUGUGUUCAUCUCGCAGGACACCGUGGAGUCGCUUCUUCCAGCCGCAAACCUUCUCCAAAUCAAGCUGGUGGUGAAGGAGUGCUGCGCCUUUCUCGAGAGCCAGCUUGACCCCGGCAACUGCAUCGGGAUCUCCCGGUUUGCAGAGACCUACGGGUGCCACGACCUCUACCUGGCCGCUAACAAGUACAUUUGUCAGAACUUCGAAGAAGUCUGUCAGACCGAAGAGUUUUUUGAGCUUUCGCAUUCUGAAUUGGACGAAAUUGUUUCCAACGACUGCUUGAACGUCGUGACGGAAGAAACGGUUUUUUAUGCGCUGGAGUCCUGGAUCAAGUACGACGUUCAGGAGCGGCAGAAGUACUUGGCGCAGCUGCUGCACUGCGUCCGCCUGCCGCUGCUGAGCGUCAAGUUCCUCACGCGGCUGUACGAAGCGAACCAUCUCAUCCGCGACGACCACACCUGCAAGCACCUGCUGAACGAGGCCCUCAAGUAUCACUUCAUGCCUGAGCACAGGCUGUCCCACCAGACCGUGCUGAUGACGCGGCCUCGCUGUGCCCCUAAGGUUCUUUGCGCUGUGGGAGGAAAAGCCGGGCUGUUUGCCUGCUUGGAGAGUGUUGAAAUGUAUUUUCCCCAGAACGACUCCUGGAUAGGCCUGGCACCUCUUAGCAUUCCCCGCUACGAGUUUGGAAUAUGCGUCCUAGACCAGAAAAUCUACGUUGUAGGAGGGAUCGCAACCCACGUGUGUCAAGGCAUCAGCUAUCGCAAGCACGAGAACUCGGUGGAGUGCUGGGACCCCGACACGAACACUUGGACGUCUCUCGAAAGGAUGUUUGAGAGCCGCAGCACUCUGGGAGUGGUGGUCCUGGCGGGAGAGCUCUAUGCCCUCGGUGGCUAUGACGGGCAGUCCUACCUGCGGACUGUGGAGAAAUACAUUCCCAAGGUGAAGGAGUGGCAGCUCGUGGCCCCCAUGAACAAGACGCGGAGUUGUUUUGCUGCGGCUGUCCUGGACGGAAUGAUAUACGCCAUUGGGGGCUACGGGCCUGCCCACAUGAACAGCAUGGAGCGCUACGAUCCAAGUAAAAACUCCUGGGAAACGGUAGCUUCGAUGGCCGAUAAGCGAAUAAACUUUGGUGUUGGCGUCAUGCUGGGCUUCAUUUUCGUAGUGGGCGGGCACAACGGAGUGUCUCACCUCUCGAGCAUUGAGAGAUACGACCCGCAUCAGAACCAGUGGACGGUGUGCCGGCCCAUGAAGGAGCCCAGAACAGGAGUUGGCGCAGCUGUAAUCGACAACUACCUUUAUGUAGUGGGAGGUCAUUCAGGGUCGUCCUACCUGAACACUGUGCAGAAGUACGAUCCCAUCGCGGACGCCUGGCUGGACUCUGCGGGCAUGAUGUAUUGUCGAUGCAAUUUCGGUUUGACCGCACUUUGAUGGGAAGCGGGACUUCACAUGGACCUGAUGCGAAGAUGGAACUUGAUCUGCUUGAAAAUAAACCUGCUGCUGGAGACCGUACGCUGCGUUUUCAGACGUGGGAAAAUGGGAGGAAUGUGGUGAAGUUGUGGUUGGAACGAGGAAUGAUUUGUUUUAUUCCGGUUUUCGGCCUCUGUUACUGUAGUGACACGGGCAGAAGGAACUGAAAGCUUAUAGCCGGCUGGGUUUGGAUAGCAUCUUGUUGAUGGCAGUGAAUUUUAGAGAGUGUACUGUACACGCCUAGGAUAUGGUUAGAAAACUUACUGUAUAUCUAACCCUUUCACUUUCUAGAGCUUUUCUCUCUUCCUCCUGCCUACUAAGAAACAUGAAGUUUACUGUGCUUGGCGUGAGAGACGUGUGAGUGUGGUGUGUGACUGGAUGUUUGCUGAUAGCUGUCUGGUUGCGUCUUCAUAUUAAGAAAAUGCCAGUGCUUCAUAAUUUUUUUAUGAACAGUAACUAAAGGGCUGCCUUGUUUCUGUAUCUCAAGGUUUGUAAAUAAUAAAUGCCGUAGUAUGUUGCCUGUA
Molecule: messenger RNA, 2421 nt
Organism: Cygnus atratus (black swan)
Lineage: Eukaryota; Metazoa; Chordata; Aves; Anseriformes; Anatidae
Gene: KLHL28
Product: kelch like family member 28
Exons: 6
Coding region: 143-1858 (571 amino acids)
Molecular function (GO): protein binding
Source: RefSeq, a predicted model, not a curated record